Amoebophrya sp. A120 is the source of this 1172-nucleotide messenger RNA. The record is from the annotation of a GenBank genome assembly. NCBI's taxonomy places the organism in Eukaryota, Dinophyceae, Syndiniales, Amoebophryaceae.
AUAGAAUCAAAAGCAGAGCGAAAAAAUAUGCUUCGUAGCUGUCAAAAGGAGCAAAGAGACUGCGCCCCCAGUUGGUUCCGACAACACUUUUUUGAUUCAUAUUCUCUCAUGGAGAGGAAGCUUUUUACAGGACACAUAAAUGAGACAAUGCUUCAUUUUUUUUGAUCAAGGUGUUAGACCCUUAGACUAUCAGAGAUCUAUCUUCUGAUAAUUUUUUUUGAUUCAGAACCAAAGCGCAUUAAGUAACUAGGAUAAUAAAGCAGAAGGUAGGAUAAUCAAGCAGAAAUACGAUUCUAGUUGUCGAAGCUUACAAAAUGCCUGCUCCGGAUUGCAACAAGCGUUCGAGGACGACAGCGGGUCUUUCCUCAGAUGACGACGGAGGUUUGCCGCUCAGUGAGAAGAUUCGAAAGGACAUGGUGAAUGACAUGACCAGGGUAAUGAAUCGGUACGCCGAUGCAGUCAAGCUGGAGGCUGGAAACGGCAACACCAACGCGGCGCUGGUCAAGGUACAGGGAGAGCUUCUAGCUUCACAGCGGGAACAGAUGCAGCUGAAGCAGAAGAUUGAAAAGUACGAAAGUAACUACUUGGAUACUUCGGGACUAAGUGAGCAGACCAUUCGAAGCAGCAUUGUUUGGGAGAAGACCGAAGGGCUGUCGGAGACCGAGGUGAGCGUCAUUGUCUCUGCUGUCCUGAAGUCGCUCCAGGCCUACACUCGUGCUGGACAUUCGGAGCUCGAUACUAUUCCGCAGACGUUUCUCAAUUUGAAUGAAAUACAGGAAAAGUAUGUAAUGUUUUGCGGAUUCGGAUUAAGUAUGCGCUUGCCCGGAGGCUGGUCUAACCGCAUCAAUUUUCUGUUUUCGUCGAAAAACAAUUUUCGUAUCACAGUUUUCAAAGCGUGGUAAGCGAAAGCGAAAUAAAGUUGUGCGUCAUCAAUUUUUUUGUUAAAUGCCUUGCUUUUUGUUUUUGCUAAACUUGAACAAAAAUGGUCAAACUGAAACUUUAUCAGCCUAGUCGCAAUCGCCCGCUGCUCUGGGAACGUUGUGAACCCGCACCGUUUCUUUCUGGUCGGAGGCGUUCAAUACGUCACUGUGAAAUCCGCAAAAGAUAAAAAGUGAUCAUGCGAAUGAGGAAGAAGACGCUGGAGAGGAUCAGUAACACAAAGUUACUUUUCG